Symbiodinium sp. CCMP2592 is the source of this 804-nucleotide messenger RNA. The record is from the annotation of a GenBank genome assembly. Lineage: Eukaryota; Dinophyceae; Suessiales; Symbiodiniaceae.
AUGACUCCCGUCAUGCUGCUGGCUUUGCUACGUGCUUGGACGGCUUCAGGCCUUUGUCAAACACCCUCGGCCUACGUGCUUGCACGACAGAUCGGGAGCACGUACAAACCAGUCUCGAAAGUCCUGAAGCAGCUUCUCGACUUGGAAGCCACUGCGGGUAAAGACUACAGCGAGUCCCUGAAGCUGCGUGGCUACGUGGAAGUGGAUGCCACGAGCGUUCGGUGCAUCCGCGUCUACCACUGCAGCGUUCGCUUCCAGUCCCUGAUCCAAGAAUGGAUCGCCAGGCAUCCGAAUCAACGGAAACCGCCCUGGUGGUUGCUUUACUUUCGGAUCCUGGGAGCUGCUCAACGAGGUGACGCAAGCAAGAUGGUGAUCUGCCCUGCUCCCUUGAAGCUUGUGCCUGCGGGCGGUAAACCGCCUCCUGAAGCAACAGAUGAGAUACUGCAAAGUGGGAUUCUCACGUCCGUUGCUCGCAAUAGCACUUUGUUCGCAGAUGGAUGCAAAAGCUGGUCCGCGGCGGCGCGAGGCGUGUCGCACGGCGGACGCGUCUUGCAUGUGUCCCACUCGAAAAACCAGUUUGUGCAGCGGUCCGAGGACUGCAACAGGAUCCUCGGAACGCAGCUCUUGGACAGGAACUGGGGACACCUGAAAACAGCGGUGCCAGCCCAAGCAAAGAGCCGAAAGCUCGAUGACGAGGGCUCGCAUCCGCAAGUUUACAGCUACGUGUGGCAAGCUCUGUGGCGAAAAGCCACAGGACAUGCAAACCUCUUGUGCGAGUUAGGACAACUGGCGAGGGCGGCCUGA